GCACAGCCACCUAAACUCACCUCUCGUACUUGAAAAUAUUCCCUAUGUUCUAAAUUACCACAAAAAUUCCCAAUUUCUAAUUAAUUUUCCCGAGAUUUACAACCCAACAUAAUUUUUCGAAAGUUCCAAGCUAUUAUAAAAAUUCAAAAUUUGCAGUUCCCUCAACCUCACACAAGAUUUACCACAUAACUAAAUUUUUUUUUAAUUCUCUCUGUUCAAAGUUACCAUAAAAAUUUCAAAUUUCCCAACUUCACACAAUAUUUACAACGCAUUCCGAUUUCUCGCCAUGCUGAGAAAAUCUAAAUCACCACCGCCUCCAAGGCGUCUGCAAAACACCGCUCCCCUCCCUCCCCCAGAGGUUAUGGACGACGCCACUUUUCUAUGUGUCCUCUUAGCAUUAAUACUCACGAUAAUCGCGCUAGUCUGCCUAAUUUCGCCCUACCUUUGGACCUCGGGGCGACCUGGGAUUCUCCUUUCUAAGGAUGGAACCACGUGGGAGGCGGCACAUUGGUCAAGUUAUGACGUAAAUUCUCCUCCUUCGGGUGAUAAUAAUUCCACCCGGGUAAUAAUCAGUUUGACCCGGGUAACUGCAAAACUGGUUCAUGGAGAAGAUUUGUCCCUAAGCUUCAUGCUCAUGCAACAGUGGAGUGAUCCAAGGCUGGUGGUUCGAGGUGGGGAAAAUAAAACUCGUUCAACGUUGUGCAUAUCAUUCUUCACAUGCAUGCUCGGGAGAUUGGAGGAAAAACCAGAAGGUCCAACCGUGCAAAAUAUUGAGGCGAUUAAGGGAACCGACUCUCCAAUUUCAAUUUGGAAACCGACCCUUGGAACGGACUCUUUUAUCCGCGUGGUGGAUAAAAGUAGGGACGAAACCUGGCUCUGGAAGGAUGGAAGGGUCCUUCGAAGGCAACCUGCCACCUUAAUCUUGUCCCCAUCCCGGCAUGACGAGACCACUUCCGAGUAUUUGUUCAAAAUUUUUACAACCCGAGAAUUUACCACCGGGAAGGUCGCCUUGACCUGGAACAGCUCUGACCCUAUCAGUUUCAACAAUGAAACGUCACCUCAAGUUAUGGGGGAAAAUUCAAAAAAUUCCCGAUUCCUAUAUUCCACGGGGCACUGUGAUAUGACGUACGGCCCUGAUUCCGCCACACAACUGAAGCGAAGCUGUCUCAAGGUUGGUUUCAAGCUGGAGAAAACUCCAACCUCCUCCAAAAAGGAAUUGGAUCGGUUACUUUCCUUGUUUGAUUUGUCGCUUGGCUUGAUAAUUCUUAUCGUAGUUUAUGUAUCCUAGUAAUAUUGGGGUCACAUGUAGAUGAACACCCGUACUUCAAAUGUAUGAACAAAUUUUAAUCAAGACGAUAUUUUUAUUCGUAAUGGGUAAUAAAGAAGUGCGUUUUUUAUAAUAAUGUA
This is a messenger RNA of Folsomia candida, 1407 nucleotides long. RefSeq lists its product as uncharacterized. The record is from RefSeq and is a predicted model, not a curated record. Gene Ontology annotation, cellular component: membrane. Lineage: Eukaryota; Metazoa; Arthropoda; Collembola; Entomobryomorpha; Isotomidae. The transcript has 4 exons. The coding region runs from base 287 to 1288 and encodes 333 amino acids. Gene Ontology annotation, biological process: monoatomic ion transport. Gene Ontology annotation, molecular function: extracellular ligand-gated monoatomic ion channel activity.